AUGGAAUAUGAACGUUCUCUAUUCAGAAUUUAUGACGUGCUUUUAAAACAAAGGAGUAUUCACUAUUCAUUCAGGAUGCUCAUGGCUUUUUGCUGAUUAAUUGGAACACUAGAACUGGUCUGUCUCAUUACAUUUCACUCUCUUUAUGUAAAUGAUGGAACUAUUCUAGCUAAAGCAAUCUCCCAUCAGCUGCUCUCAGACUGUCCCAGCUAUACUUCUCCAGAAUUUAACUUAAGCCUUCCUAUAUCCUCCCACUGCAGCACAAACAUAACCCAAACCAUAUUCCCUGAAGACAUUUUCCUCAUAAACAUCAGCAGCUACUCAUAUGAAUUUUCUACGCAAAGACAGUCAAUUUUUUUAAAUAAAGAAGUAAGAGAAAGGAAAGGGUUUCAAGUACACAAUAUUACUAUAGAAAGGGAAGAUCUUAUAUUGACUGGGCUAUGAAAUAUUGCUGGGAUGAUGAAUGAGAGGGAUACGAUUAUAACUUAGGGGUUCUUUUAGCUUAGGUGAGGAUUUAUUUUACAGUUCUGGAAGAAUUGGAUACGAUUAUAGCCAAACCAACCAGCCUAAGCUGAGCGAAAAGCAGUCCUAGGCUAUAUAAUGAACCAAAUUAUUAGUGUUUUUAGCGACUAUGGAGGGAUGAUGAAGAAUUUGGGAAAUGGGAAUUAUUGGAUAUGGACUAAAGAAUAUGUAAGUGAGAAAAAACAUAUAGGAAACUUAGGAAGAAUUUGGGACGUUUUCAGAGCUUUUUACUGGUUUGCUAUAAUAUCGUUGGUGACAGGACUUAUAUGUAGAUUCGCAAUUGUAGGGUCAUCCGCUUUUUUAUUAGCCUUGCUAAGCUGUCCUUGUUUUAGGUUUAUAAAUCCUAACUGCCGAUAUAUUGCAUAUUUUGCCUUUCCAUGAAUUGGAGAGCCAGCUUAUGCACUAUCUCAUGCUAAUAAAAGCAGCUUCAGGCUCAUAAUGGCAUUUCUCUUAAUGCUUUUUGUGUUUUAUAUGAUGUACAUCGGUGCCUCUAUCCUCUGGACAUACGGCGUUUUAGAAAAUUUAUACAAAUUUUGCUAAUUUUUUAUAAAACUUAAAACUCCUAUAAUAAAUUAUUUAUUUAUUAUAUAAAAAUAUAUAUCCUUUAGGUCUUGACGAAAGAUUUUAUAACCUUUUCAGCUUAAUUGAAUUUUUUUCGCUUAUAAUGAUUCGGACCAAAAAAUCAGCUGCUUUUUAUCCAAGAAUUACCUGCUUUAUAAUCACUGCAUUUAUUAUUUAUAGAUACCAUUAUGUGUAUGGGUUUUUAAAUAUGGCUUUUUCUGCGGUAUCUUUAUACAGCUUUGGGCUAAUGUGCUAUGCAAUUUUAAACUGGGAAAUGCCGAUCUUUUUGUCAGAAGGACCAACUUUUGAUAGUCCAAGGCUACUUUACCAGCAAGUUUUUACACACAACCCAACAGCGUUGCCAGACGUCUGGAGCUUAUUUUACCCAGUAGAAGGUCGGGGCGAUUUUUCUGAUCAAGAAAUGCAUAGGAUUUUCCCACAAAAUAUUCCAGUUUAA
This is a messenger RNA of Blepharisma stoltei, 1540 nucleotides long. The record is from the annotation of a GenBank genome assembly. NCBI's taxonomy places the organism in Eukaryota, Ciliophora, Heterotrichea, Heterotrichida, Blepharismidae.